AUGUCAACAGAUACAGCUUCAGUUCACCCUGUCUCAUAUGUCGGUUUUGAUACUAUUACAAGCCAGAUCGAAAACCGUUUAUUGAAGAAAGGGUUUCAAUUCAAUAUUAUGGUUGUCGGCCAUUCUGGUUUAGGUAAAAGUACAUUGUUGAAUACAUUGUUUGCUUCCCAUUUGAUUGACUCAAGUACCGGUGAUGACAUUACAAAUUUGCCAAUUACAAAGACUACUGAGAUUAAAGUCUCUACGCAUGUUUUGCAAGAAGAUAGAGUUCGUUUGAACAUUAGUGUCAUAGACACACCAGGUUUUGGUGAUUUCAUUAAUAAUGACAGAGCUUGGGAGCCAAUUGUUAAAUAUAUCAAGGAACAACACUCUCAAUAUUUGCGUAAAGAAUUGACGACUAACCGUGAUAGACACAUUCCAGACACCAGAGUCCACGCUGUUUUAUACUUUGUUCAACCAAACAGUAAAGGCCUAACUCCAUUAGAUGUCGAGGCUUUAAAAAAAUUGACUGAAAUUGCUAACGUCAUUCCAGUUAUUGGUAAAGCUGAUUCAUUAACUAUAGAUGAAAGAAAUAGUUUCAGGGAAACCAUUCAAAAUGAAUUUCACAAAUAUGGAUUUAAUAUCUAUCCAUAUGAUUCCAGCGAUUUAAGUCAAGAAGAAAUAGAACUGAAUGAAAAUAUAAGGUCUGUAAUUCCUUUUGCAGUAGUUGGUUCAGAAAAGGAAAUUGAAGUAAAUGGUGAAAAAUUCAGAGGUAGAAAGACACGUUGGGGAGCAAUUAAUAUCGAAGAUGUUGAACAAUGUGAAUUUGUUUAUCUAAGAGAAUUUCUAAUGAGAACACAUCUACACGAUUUAAUAGAAUCCACAGCCUUCAUACAUUAUGAAGCAUUCAGAGCUAGACAAUUAAUAGCAUUGAAAGAAAAUGCUAGCAAUCGUAACUCAGCACCAAUGGCUCAACGUUAA
Molecule: messenger RNA, 960 nt
Organism: Vanderwaltozyma polyspora DSM 70294
Lineage: Eukaryota; Fungi; Ascomycota; Saccharomycetes; Saccharomycetales; Saccharomycetaceae
Gene: CDC10
Product: septin CDC10
Exons: 1
Coding region: 1-960 (319 amino acids)
Biological process (GO): cytoskeleton-dependent cytokinesis
Cellular component (GO): septin ring; septin complex; microtubule cytoskeleton
Molecular function (GO): molecular adaptor activity; GTP binding; GTPase activity
Source: RefSeq, a predicted model, not a curated record